CAAUUUACAUCUAAUCUCUAAUAGUUUACAAUAUUUAGUUAUGUUGUAGCUAGUUAAUGUGGAUCCAUCUUAAAAAAGUUAAUGUGAGUACAUGAAAGUGUGAAAGGUGAUCGAAAGAUACUAAUCUUUGGCAUAGGCAUAAUUUGGUAGCCUAGAACAGUCUGUUGGUUUCUUUCUAUGAUUGGUGAAGUGGGUUCCUCUUAGCACGUAGUCUCAUACAAGAGUGAAACUUGGUCCAAAGUUGACAAGCUUCUCGAAGCACUUGUUCUUGGACUAUAUUUUACAGUCGAGCUUGUGUUCUCCCUAGUCCCUCCCCCAGUUGUUAUCUUGGUUGUGGUUUUAUUAUCCCUUUAUCAGGUGAUUCUGUACGAAGAUAGAUUGAAACAACUGUUUUGUUUGGACUAUAAUUGAUAAGUUACAAUAGAAUAAUGCAUGAGAAUGAGAUCGUGAGAGAAGGAGGAAAGCCAAGUUCUCAUGCCAUGUCGGCCAUCUCUAUCUUCUUGAUUUAAGUACUUGAGAUGUAUACCUUCAGUUUUACAAAAAGGACCACCAUUAGAAGCCUUCUAGUUUCCACUUUGACUAAUUCAUAUAUUUGUGGCUUUCUUUUUUCUAUUGCUUCAAAGACAAAACGAAUAUUUAGUUUAUUUUUUACUUAGAAAUUAACAAAAGCAAAGCUGAUAGGCUUCUGAAACUAAUAUUAAAAGACAGGCCAGUACGAAUAGAGACUUUUUUUAAUGAGCAAAUUUCAAACUUCAAAGCUUUCAAUGAUCAAAAAAAACUAAUCAUAGCUUGACCAUUUCCUUUAAAUAUUGUUUUCCUGGAAAGGAGAGAAAAAGGUCUGCACUUCUUCUAUUUCUCUUUUUCCUUUCCUGAAACCAGUUUCAAAGGUUGUUUUCUUUGCCUAGAAUCUUCAGAGGUAUGUGUCCUGAAUUCAGAUCCUUGGUUUAAGGUCUAUGUUUCUUUCAGAUAUACUUGUUAUGCCAGACGAUUUGAGUUUUUUGGAUGGUCGUAUGGUAUUUAAUCUUUAAGAGAUAUACAAAGAGAGGUUUUUGCAGACAUGUUUACAUCUUGUUUGAUGUCUUCUAAGGACGUUUUAAGGGAUUCCGUGUAUGAAUGAAUGGUAAAGGAAUGAUGAAGCUAGCUAUUUCUUUCAUAUAUCUUCUUCUUAUUCUUCUGAUCUCUGAGACAAGAGGGUUGAACUUAGAAGGUCAAUAUCUUCUUGACAUCAAGAGCAGGUUUGUGGAUGAUCUGCAGAAUUUGAGAAACUGGAAUUUAAGUGAUUCUGUACCUUGUGGAUGGACCGGCGUGAAGUGCAGCAAUUAUUCAAGUGCUCCAGAGGUUUUGUCACUGAAUCUUUCGUCCAUGGUUCUCUCUGGUAAGCUAUCACCAAGCAUUGGCGGAUUGGUUCAUCUGAAGUUUUUGGAUCUGUCAUAUAAUGAGUUGUCUGGGAAUAUUCCUAAGGAAAUUGGUAACUGUUUAAGCUUGGAGAUUCUGAAACUAAACAAUAACCAGUUUGAAGGUGAGAUACCUGUGGAAAUAGGAAAGCUUGAGUCUCUGGAGAAUCUGAUCAUAUACAACAACAGAAUCUCAGGAUCUCUUCCUGUGGAGAUUGGAAACCUUUUGUCUCUCUCUCAACUGGUGACGUACAGCAACAACAUCAGUGGGCAAUUGCCGCGUUCCAUCGGCAAUCUGAAGAGACUGAAAAGCUUCCGAGCCGGUCAGAACAUGAUCUCUGGAAGUUUGCCUUCUGAGAUUGGUGGAUGUGAGAGCUUGGUCAUGCUUGGUCUUGCACAGAACCAGUUGAGUGGUGAAUUACCAAAAGAGGUAGGAAUGCUCAAGAACCUUUCACAGGUGAUUCUUUGGGAGAAUGAGUUCUCAGGGUUUAUCCCCAGGGAGAUUAGCAACUGCACAAGUUUAGAAACUCUUGCUCUCUACAAGAACCAGCUUGUCGGGCCAAUCCCGAAAGAGCUUGGGGACCUUGUGUCACUGGAGUAUCUCUACCUUUACAGAAAUGGGUUGAAUGGAACGAUUCCUAGAGAGAUUGGGAAUCUCUCAAAUGCUAUUGAGAUAGAUUUCUCAGAAAACGCUUUGACCGGAGAGAUACCUUUGGAGUUAGGGAACAUAGAGGGGCUUGAGCUUCUUCAUCUUUUUGAGAACAAACUCACAGGUACCAUCCCUGUGGAGCUUACUACUUUGAAGAAUCUAACAAAGCUUGAUCUCUCCAUCAAUGCUUUAACGGGUCCUAUUCCCCUGGGGUUUCAGUAUCUAAGAGGGCUCUUCAUGCUGCAGCUGUUUCAGAACUCCCUUAGCGGGACCAUACCUUCAAAACUUGGCUGGUAUAGUGAUCUUUGGGUGCUUGAUCUGUCCGAUAACCAUCUCAGAGGAAGAAUUCCAAGCUACCUCUGCCUUCAUUCCAAUAUGAUCAUCUUGAACUUGGGUGCAAACAACCUCUCUGGCAAUAUUCCUACUGGAAUCACUACUUGCAAAACUCUAGCCCAACUUCGUCUAGCCAGAAACAACCUCGUUGGUCGGUUCCCAUCCAACCUCUGUAAACUGGUUAAUCUCACAGCCAUUGAGUUGGGACAAAACAGAUUCCGCGGUUCCAUCCCUAGGGAGGUCGGGAACUGCAGUGCCCUGCAAAGGCUGCAGCUAGCAGACAAUGGUUUCACAGGUGAGCUUCCUAGAGAGAUUGGCACACUUUCACAGCUUGGCACCUUGAAUAUCUCAUCCAAUAAGCUUACAGGAGAGAUCCCCUCUGAAAUCUUCAACUGCAAGAUGCUUCAACGUCUAGACAUGUGCUGCAACAAUUUCUCUGGAACCUUGCCAAGUAAGGUAGGUUCACUCUACCAGCUAGAGCUUCUGAAGCUCUCAAACAAUAAUCUUUCAGGUACAAUACCUGUGGCUCUUGGGAAUUUAUCUCGCUUGACCGAGCUACAAAUGGGCGGAAACUUGUUCAGCGGUAGCAUUCCACAGGAGCUGGGCAGUCUGACCGGUUUGCAGAUAGCAUUGAACCUCAGUUACAACAAGCUUACCGGAGAAAUACCACCUGAACUCAGUAAUCUUGUUAUGCUUGAGUUCCUCCUUCUCAACAACAACAAUUUGUCUGGGGAAAUACCAAGCUCUUUUGCUAAUCUCUCUAGUUUGCUUGGUUGCAACUUCUCAUACAACAGUUUGACUGGUCCUAUUCCACUUCUCCGAAAUAUAUCCAUUUCUAGCUUCAUCGGUAAUGAAGGGCUUUGCGGCCCGCCGCUCAACCAGUGUAUCCAAACACAGCCUUCCGCACCUUCUCAGUCAACCCGGAAACCCCGAGGAAUGCGUUCCAGUAAAAUCAUAGCCAUCACUGCAGCUGCGAUAGGUGGGGUCUCUCUCAUGCUGAUUGCCCUCAUUGUCUACCUCAUGAGACGGCCGGUGAGGGCAGUCGCUUCUUCUGCUCAAGAAGGCCAACUGUCGGAAAUGUCUUUGGACAUAUACUUCCCUCCAAAGGAAGGAUUCACGUUCCAAGAUUUAGUUGCAGCCACUGAUAAUUUCGAUGAGAGCUUUGUAGUAGGGAGAGGAGCUUGUGGAACCGUGUACAAGGCGGUUCUUCCGGCUGGGUACACUCUAGCUGUCAAGAAGCUGGCAUCAAACCAUGAAGGGGGAAACAACAACAAUGUGGAUAAUAGCUUUAGAGCAGAGAUUCUAACUCUUGGGAAUAUCAGGCACCGUAACAUUGUCAAGCUACAUGGAUUCUGCAAUCACCAAGGAUCAAAUCUGCUUCUGUAUGAGUACAUGCCCAAGGGAAGCCUUGGAGAAAUACUCCAUGAUCCUUCGGGAGACUUGGAUUGGCCUAAGAGAUUUAAAAUCGCUCUGGGUGCGGCUCAGGGUCUCGCCUAUUUGCACCAUGAUUGCAAACCGAGAAUCUUCCACCGGGACAUAAAAUCAAAUAAUAUCCUGCUUGACGACAAGUUUGAAGCUCAUGUGGGAGAUUUUGGACUAGCAAAAGUGAUUGACAUGCCAUAUUCAAAAUCUAUGUCUGCCAUUGCUGGCUCCUAUGGCUACAUUGCCCCAGAAUAUGCAUACACCAUGAAAGUGACAGAGAAGUCUGACAUCUAUAGCUACGGGGUGGUUCUGUUGGAGCUGCUAACAGGAAAAGCGCCAGUUCAACCAAUAGAUCAAGGAGGAGAUGUGGUGAACUGGGUAAGGAGCUACAUAAGAAAAGAUGCAUUGUCUUCUGGAGUUCUUGAUGCUAGGUUAAAGCUAGAAGACGAGAAAAUAGUCUCUCAUAUGCUAACUGUGUUGAAGAUUGCGCUGCUUUGCACGAGUGUGUCUCCCGCCGCGAGGCCAUCGAUGCGGCAAGUUGUUCUGAUGCUGAAUGAGUCCGAGAGAUCGGAAGGAGAAGAACAAGUGGAUAGAGAAUUGACACACGCUAGUACCCCAUGAACUCUCGAGUACACUGUUGUUGUAUCAUCUUCUUUUUUUACCCUGAGAUUAUUCUUCAUAUAUGUAACAAUGGCGAAUAACUAAUGUAAAUUCAAAAGAUAUACAGUAAUCCCUUUUUCCUGGAUCCUAA
This is a messenger RNA of Capsella rubella, 4549 nucleotides long. RefSeq names its product probable leucine-rich repeat receptor-like protein kinase At5g63930. The coding region runs from base 1114 to 4419 and encodes 1101 amino acids. The record is from RefSeq and is a predicted model, not a curated record. The transcript is spliced from 2 exons. Gene Ontology annotation, cellular component: plasma membrane. Gene Ontology annotation, biological process: hormone-mediated signaling pathway; protein phosphorylation. NCBI's taxonomy places the organism in Eukaryota, Viridiplantae, Streptophyta, Magnoliopsida, Brassicales, Brassicaceae. Gene Ontology annotation, molecular function: protein kinase activity; ATP binding; protein binding.